Dermacentor andersoni is the source of this 1803-nucleotide messenger RNA. Its product is annotated as A disintegrin and metalloproteinase with thrombospondin motifs like. Lineage: Eukaryota; Metazoa; Arthropoda; Arachnida; Ixodida; Ixodidae. Gene Ontology annotation, molecular function: metalloendopeptidase activity. Gene Ontology annotation, biological process: membrane protein ectodomain proteolysis. The record is from RefSeq and is a predicted model, not a curated record.
GUACUUUUUAUUUGCAAUGAUUAGUGAGCGCUUUCUUGUUAAUUACGCCUGGUUAUGAAUGACUUCGUUGUGUUAGUUAUAUUGAUGUGUGCGCGUUCGGGUGCCUCGCAUGCCGUCAAAUCAGGACGUCGGAAAAUUCUGGUCACCCUCAAUUACUACGACGUCGAAAGGUUGCACAAAAAUUUCUAUCAUGACGAAAGGCGCCUUGCUGCAGUGAUUAUUUCCGACGAAGACGGGACAAUCAAUGUGGAAGGAGUUAUUGGGCCUAACCUGAAAAUAAAACCCACUGAAAGCUUUGAGCGCUCUGAACAUGGACGUCGGGCACAUAUCAUUGAAGCUAUUGAAGACGGCGAUCCUGUUCGUGUUUAUGGCAAACUUCGGGAACAGGAAGUUACAGUCCAUGAACGUGCCUCCAGUGGAAAAACUGGUUUUGAUCCAUCAAAGUACGCCGUGGAAAUUAUUUUUCCCGAAAUAUUUUUUGUAUGUGACUCAUGGUUUCGAAGCGGAUUUCGUACCAAUGAGAGCAUGAUAGGGUAUUUGAUGGUCACCCUUAAAGUCGUGAAUUUACGGUACCGCCCGCUUCGCUCCCCUAGAAUUCAGCUUGUGUUACGAGGAAUUGAGUUGAGCCACUGGACCCAGGAACACAGGUACUACAAAUACGUCGGAGGUGACGACAUUGAUGGAUACGCGUCACUUCAAAAUCUUGUUAAGUUUUUGAAUGAGACCAAAGAUAGAUACAAAACGUUUGAUUUGGUUUACUUUGUAACAGGGUACGACAUGAUUGUACUAGGCAGUAAUAGAAGAGAGGAGAGUCUUGGGGGCUACGCAUUUGUGGCGUCCGUCUGUAGUGACCACCGGAUGCAACUUGGCGAAGACAAGGCACACACGUACAAAGGGAUUCGCAUCACAGCGCACGAAGUGGCGCACACGUUGGGGUGCUCACACGACGGUACGUCUGCGCCAGGUGUUGCGAAAACAUUUGUACCUAACUCUUUAGGAUGUCCAUGGGAGGACGGCUACAUUAUGAGCUAUAUGGAAGAAGACAGCAGAAGUAUGAAGUUCUCUUCUUGCUGCAAGUACGAUAUGGCCCAGAUGUCAUGGGCAUAUGAGGGCUGGUGUUUGCAUACGAACGAUUCCAAGGUAAUGCCCCUGAACUGGAAGAACCGUGCCAGACUACCUGGGGAAUUUUUGAACAGAGAUGUGCAAUGCCGUCUUACGUACCCUGACCUCUACAGAACUCACUAUAUGAGAAGCAUGGGGUCUAGGAACUGCUUGGUUUAUUGCUUUGUACCGGGGGACCAGUAUGGAGGAGCUGAUCAUCGCUGGCCUAUGUACCUUAUAGACGGCAGCCCUUGCGGACACCAGAACAAAAGUAUAUGUAUAAAUGGAGACUGCGUCCCAGACAGAAGAAGGAAACGUCGACCGAGAACUUAACAGGAGGAAAAAUAAAAAAAAGAUAUAUCUACUAUAUAACAUUGCUUUUCGUCACAUGCCAUUACUAAUGUGGCAGGUAAUAAAAUUAUGAUGAAAGUCUGUUCUACUCACACGCUCAUCAAAUUGAAGGAAAAAGCUGGAUUAUUGUACACCUAACGUUUAUGAUUCAGAAUCACCACUCAUUGUGCGUCAUGCAUUUUUGUCACGACUUUUGCCAAAGUUUGUGGUACGCAGAAAUUUGCAUCAUCACAUCAUUUAAUUUCGGCUGUAGUAACGUGCAAAACUUUCUUCUCAUUUGUCUCAAUCUUUCAUGUUUAUAUUGUUCAGGAAAAUUGGCUGAGCUUCAACUGUGAAUAAAUAUUUAAUUAU